CAAACAAAUUGUGCCCAUAAUUCAAUUUCUAAUAUAUUUCUUACAUUUUUCACAUAAAAAAGUUCCCAAAUGCUCGGAAAACCACACCAAGCUAUAUAGUUUCCACAUCGUCCUUCCAUUAGGAUUCGCAUUAGUUAAGCCGGGCAAACCCGAAUGGAGAAGAUUCAGUAGAUGGAUUUUUGGCCGGAGUUUCUUGCAAGCAGUUGGGGCAAAGAGUUUCUGGCCGGUGGAUUUGGGGGAAUCGCCGGAAUUGUCGCCGGAUACCCUCUUGACACCGUUAGAGUCAGACAACAAAACUGUCAAGAGGUGGGUUCUGCGUUUAGCAUCCUCAAAAAUAUUGCAGCUAAAGAAGGCCCACUUUCUCUUUUUAGAGGCAUGGGUGCGCCUCUUGCCACUGUUACCUUUCAGAACGCAGUGGUCUUUCAAAGCAAUGCCACACUGUCGCGAGCAUUGGACUCCUAUAGAUCCCCCACAGUACCUCCUUCAUAUGGAAGUGUUGCAUUAGGAGGCACCGGAGCCGGUGCCAUACAAAGCUUCGUGGUAACUCCUAUUGAACUAGUAAAAAUCCGAUUACAACUACACGAACAAUCAGAAAGUGGUCCACUAAGCGUCGCUAAAAACAUCAUGAGAACCGAAGGUUGGAAAGGUUUAUUCCGAGGGUUAACCAUCACGAUCAUAAGAGACGCACCUUCAUACGGUGUCUAUUUUUGGUCAUACGAAUACACGAGAGAGAAAUUCCACCCGGGGUGUCGGCAAAGUGGUCAAGAGAGCUUCAAAACAAUGAUUGUCGCCGGAGGUCUCGCCGGAGUUGCUAGUUGGCUAUGUUGUUAUCCUGUAGAUGUGGUUAAAACUAGACUUCAAGCUCAAACACCGAAUUCUUCGGUGAAGUAUAAUGGAAUUGUUGAUUGUUUUUGGAAGAGUGUAAGGAAAGAUGGUAUGGGUGUGUUGAUUCGUGGAUUUGGAAGUACGGUAUGUCGAGCUUUUAUUGUGAACGGGGCUAUUUUCACGGCUUAUGAAUCGGCUUUGCGAGUAUUGAAUAAUACUGAUGAUAACAUUAACGAUAAUAACUAAGCGGUUUUUUAGAAAUACACGGAAACCCGCGUCCGAAUGAUGGAAAUUUGACACCUGGAAUCGAAAUCCUAGAGCAUAAGAAGCUCUAGUCAUCAGGAGGAUUAGUUGUUGUUCAUUGCAAGUUAGUGUGCAACAUAUGUAUAUAUAGAUAACAAAUGUAAAGAAAUGUUAACUUGAGAUAAUUGUGGUAAGGUCAUAGUUAUACCCAAUUUAUGAUUGAUCCAAGAAUUUUUAUUAUAUGUUCUUAUCAAUGAAUUGAAGUCAAGAUUCGGG
Molecule: messenger RNA, 1344 nt
Organism: Lactuca saligna
Lineage: Eukaryota; Viridiplantae; Streptophyta; Magnoliopsida; Asterales; Asteraceae
Source: the annotation of a GenBank genome assembly